This is a messenger RNA of Aspergillus ochraceoroseus IBT 24754, 1902 nucleotides long. RefSeq lists its product as uncharacterized. Bases 1 to 1902 code for a protein of 633 amino acids. The record is from RefSeq and is a predicted model, not a curated record. The transcript has 2 exons. Lineage: Eukaryota; Fungi; Ascomycota; Eurotiomycetes; Eurotiales; Aspergillaceae.
AUGCGCCCUUCUGCGCGUCAUCGGCCCAUGUCUCCCGGUAACUCGCUUUUGAUUGAUCCCAUGCGGGCCUCAACGGGGACCGUCCAGCUCAAUUCCUCCUAUGAUCCCUAUGACUCUUCCGCUGGUCGUCUGGCAUACGCGGGCUAUCGCUCUGAUGUUCCCUACUUGAAACCCUCCGACCCGCGAUACACGCGUGAGACUAGACUAGAAGCCCAGCCUGUUUCCACUCAAACCUACCGAGAACAUGGCCAACCCGCCAAAUUAAGGACUGAAUAUGCUAUCCUAGCUAGACCGCGGAGUAGCACUACAUCCACCGCGGAUUCUCGCGCGAGGCUUGAUGUACCUGCAAGUUCUCCGAUAUCAAGGGGUUCGCCCGUGAUAAUGUCAGACUACGGUCGAUCACCUAGCCCUCUUACAGGGAAGGACGGAUACCUUGUACCUGCCUCGUCACAUAAGCACCAUCGGCGUCAUCGUCAUUCUUCCUCUGUCGAUUAUGCAAGCGAUACGGGGCGAGACGCCUCCCGCACAUACGAACAUAGUGGCCGCCGGCGAUAUCCCCAAACUGGGGGUCUCCGAAGAGGUGAAGAUAUUGAUGAUUAUGAUGCUUACUCCUAUACAAACCCACGCGAGCAAUUUGAAAAAGAAUCAAUUGCAAAGCUGCGGUACAAUCAGGGUGGCUACCCAAAAGAACGACGACCCCUCAGUUUAACCGGGAUCGAUGAUCCUAAUCUGAUGAUCAAAAAAGAGUCCCGGGCCUUAGGCCCUCCCCCAGCGCACAGAGGCUUCGAAAAGCUAGAUGGGGAUGAAAUGCGACGGUCGACCUUCGGUUCUGCCCAUAGCGAACUUGACCUUGCAGGCACUCGACAACGUCCGUCUCCGCGCUCAAUCACAUUGCAUCAGGAUCAUGACGAGGGAUAUUCUUCGUACCGAGAUGAUUAUGAGGACACCCGUCAUUUACGCCGAGAGCAUAAACGCCCCGACGGCGAUGCACGCGACCGACAGGGCCAGGAUGACCGUACAUCGAAAAGGCAGCUCAGUAAAGUCCCUGCAGCUCCCGGGCCCAGCAAUGGUCUAGGGACAGCAGUUUUAGCGAGCGGGUAUUCCGAUGAUCUUGACUUUGACCUUAGGUCUCGCGGCGAUCGGUAUCGGUCCCGGGAUCUGGUAGUCCGGGACCAAAGCAGAUCGAGAAGACAAUCAAGGCGACGGGUAGACAGUGAUUCGGAUGCCUAUUCAUCAGACGAUGACCUCAAGAAAUACCGACGGGAACCAUCAGUACAUCCAAAAACAACAAACUCUGAUAGUUCCCGCGAGAACGAUCGACCCCACAGGCACAGCUCUCGGUCUCGUCAUCAAGGCCAGGUUUCAAAGGAACUCAAGAGCAUAGACUACCAAAAAAGACCCGAGCAGGGGACGUCGAAGGAUGUCGACACUCAGCCGCCAAAGGGAAUCUUGAAGCCGCCGCGAGACAAAUUCCCGGAGGAACCUAAUCCUGUUCGAGAAGGAGUUGCGCCGUUGAAGGACGCACAUAAGAAAGGAAUUCCCCCAGGGGCACGCUGGACUAAAAUUGACCGGCGCCUCGUCAAUCCCGCCGCUCUGGAGGAAAGUCAAGAGCGAUUUGAGGAACGGCCAGAAUAUGUCAUAGUUCUGCGAGUGCUCACCAAGGAGGAAAUCCAAGCGUACGCAGUCAAGACACAGGAGAUUCGCGAUGCCCGAUAUCACGAGUACAUCCACGAGCGACGUCGACGCCGGGAAGAAGACCGGCGUCGUGGUCGACCCAUUGAUGACUUCUCGAGUGAUGACGAGGAUGAUGGAGACGACUCUCCUCUUGCAAUCGACACCUCAGCCGAAUCGAAGCCGGCCCCUCGAAGUUCUGCCGGUGCAGCCGAGCAGAUACGGUCAUAA